CCACUCUCGGAGGUAGAAAAUGUGGGAUUCCUGCGUCUCCUCCAUGUUCUGGAGCCCAGAUAUGAUGUCCCAAGCCGCCGCUACAUGACUGACACAGAGCUGCCUAAACUACACGACUCCGUGAAAAAACAUAUCCACAGCCUACUGCAAGCCUCCUCUGCGUUUAGUUUCACCACGGAUAUUUGGACAAGCAGUGUUAGCCCUGUGUCGCUAAUUAGCCUAACCUCCCAGUGGAUAGACGAGAGUUUCACGCCGCAACGAGCCAUAUUACAUGCGAAACAAUUCCGCAGCUCGCACACCAGCAAGGCUAUAGCGCAUGUGUUUGAGGAAAUGCUCCAGACAUGGGGUAUACCUAAAACAUCAGUACAUGUUGUGCUUCGUGACAAUGCCAAAAACAUGAUUAAAGCCAUGAAUGACGCAGGGCUCCCAAGUCUGCCGUGUGUCGUGCACACGCUCCAACUGGCUGUUCAUGAGGGCUUAUUAGCACAGAGGAGCAUAGCUGAUGCUAUAGCAGUGGGGCGGAAAAUAGUUGGGCAUUUUAAACAUUCCGCCUUAGCCUACUCCCGCCUCGAGGACAUUCAGGGACAGCUCAACCAGCCAAUAAAGAGACUGCAGCAGGACGUACAGACGCGCUGGAACAGCACGUAUUACAUGCUCCAGUCCCUCAUUGAGCAAAAGCGAGUGCUGGGGGUGCAUGUGUCCGAGCAUGAACUCCCUGACUAUCUCACCGCUCACCAAUGGGCUAUUAUGGAGAAGACUGUUGCCAUCCUCGCCCCCUUUGAGGAACUAACUAAAAAAGUGAGCAGCUACGACGCACUAGCCUCUGAUGUCAUCCCAGCUGUGACUGUGCUAGUGAGACUUCUAAACAGAGAAACAGACGAGGACCACGGCGUCAAGACAAUGAAAGCAACCUUACUGGCAGCUGUCAAGAAGCGCUUCAGUGACGUCGAGACCAACCCACUGUACUUCAUCUCCACCAUACUUGACCCAAGGUAUAAAGAUCGCUUCUUCUCCAACAACACUGCUCCGGAGGCCAAGCUGCACCUGAAGCAGGAGCUGCAGAUGAUGUCCAGAGCUGAGGCAGAGGGGAGUCGGGCAGAAGCUGCAGAACCUCCUGCUAAACUGUUCCUCAAGGCCCAGGCCAGCACUAGCAGCAGUCUGGACACUGUAUUUGAAGAAAUCGCUAAGGAGCUCGACACAUACCUCGGAGAGGCACCAAGCCCUCGUGAAGACAGUCCUCUGAAGUACUGGGGUGUCAACAAAAUCAGGUUCCCCACUUUGGCUAAAAUGGCCCAGAAAUACCUCUCAGCCCCAUGUAGCAGUGUGGAAAGUGAAAGGCUUUUUAGCUCAGUGUCACACAUUAUUUUUGAAAACAGAAACAGGCUGACUGCUGAUAAUGCAGAAAAGCUACUUUUCUUAAAAAAAAACCUGCCACUCACUUUUUCUAAAUAG
This is a messenger RNA of Erpetoichthys calabaricus (reedfish), 1452 nucleotides long. RefSeq names its product zinc finger BED domain-containing protein 4-like. Gene Ontology annotation, molecular function: protein dimerization activity. The transcript is spliced from 2 exons. NCBI's taxonomy places the organism in Eukaryota, Metazoa, Chordata, Cladistia, Polypteriformes, Polypteridae. The coding region runs from base 85 to 1452 and encodes 455 amino acids. The record is from RefSeq and is a predicted model, not a curated record.